CAGAGGCGAUCUAGUAGCAGCUUCCUUUUGUAGCUUGCAGAGGCAGGGGAUGAACAAGUGAAAGAAAGGACUUCAAAGCACGCACCAUGAAAAGUUGACAACAGCCAGAGAGAAUAACUUCUACUUUGGUCCGCUGGAAUAUAGUUUGAGAUCAGAUGCAAAACUCUUGAGCUCAAGCUCUCGGGUGAGGAACAGGAUGCCGAUCUAUCAGCCUUGGUGCCAUGGUACUAUAACUCGUUCCCAAGCUGAGGAUCUGCUUUCCAAAGCAGCAAGAGAUGGAAGCUUUCUUAUCCGGGCCAGUGAGUCCAUAAAGGGCGCGUAUGCCCUCUGUGUUCUAUUCCAGAACUGUGUCUACACUUACAGAAUCCUGCCAAAUGAAGAUAAGAAGCUCUCUGUCCAGGCAUCUGAAGGAGUUCCUAUCAGGUUCUUCUCUAUGCUACCUGAGCUUGUGGAGGCAUAUUACAGUCCCAACAUGGGUCUGAUCACGCACCUGCAGUACCCUGUCCUGAGGGAGGACGAGAUGGACGAGGAGCCAGAAUCCAAUAAUCUUCCACCGCAGCUCCCACCCAGGAACUUCUUGGCCAACGAUGGGAAAGACAGUGAACCCAAGUCUUCUGAGCAAAGCUGCAAGUCCUUAUCGGACACCUACCUGAUGAGACUGCAGCAUAUGGACAUGUCCAUAAUACCAGAGGAGCAUCAAACGGCUCUCCAAGAAUACUUCAGGACCUCGAUCAGCUUGGAUGCUGAACAAGUACAGUUUGGUUACCCUAACCUGCCUGGGCUAAAGAAGCUGACAAUGGAUAUCUGCAAGAAUCUAAACAGCGAAAUCUCCCGCAUCCUCCCAGUUCUGGAGGUCUUCCAUCGAGCGCUGGACCAACAGCUCUCCCCCGGGAUUGGACAGACUCCAAAACAAAAUUGGGAUUCCGGUCAAUCUAUAUCCUUCAAGCUUGAGAGGCUGACAAAACUGCUCUACUGUAUAGAAGAUAAGGCUAAAAUGUCUUUGUUUGAGUCUGUUGGCAAUGAAGGAGGCCACAGAAAAUCCUUGAUACCUGUUGUCACGUUUGAGGUCAAGCAAGAAUCUCUGGCUAUUCCUACAAAGAUGUUCCUAAAAGUGGAUGUGGAAAGUGGGAAGCUCUUUCUCAAGAAGUCGAAAGACGGGCCUGACGACAAAUUCUUUGUGCACAACAAAAUCCUGCAGUUGGUGAAGUCGCAGCGAAUGCAUGCCAAACUUGUCAUCGUGGCGGAGACAGAGAAAGAGAAGAUUUUGCGAAAAGAGUUUACGUUUGAUGAUACAAAGAAAAGGGAGGGCUUUUGCCAACUCCUUCAACAGAUGAAGAACAAACACUCUGAGAAGCCUGAGCCAGACAUGAUCACAGUGUUCGUUGGCACUUGGAACAUGGGAAACGCCGGUCCUCCACACAACAUCGACUCCUGGUUUCAGUGUAAAGGACAAGGCAAGACCCGAGACGACACGGCAGAUCACAUCCCGCAUGACUUCUACGUCAUCGGGACCCAGGAGGACCCUUUGGGGGAGAGGGAGUGGGCAUACACAUUGAAAGGUGUCCUGAGGAAAAUCACCAACAUCAGCUUCAAACAAGUGGCGAUCCACACCCUGUGGAACAUACGGAUCGUGGUUCUGGCGAAGCCUGAACACGAGAACAGGAUCUCCCACGUGUUCUCAGACAGCGUGAAGACGGGGAUCGCCAACACGCUGGGUAACAAGGGGGCAGUGGGAGUGUCCUUCAUGUUCAAGGGCACCUCCUUUGGCUUCGUCAACAGUCACCUGACCUCUGGAAGUGAGAAGAAGCUCAGACGCAAUCAAAACUACACCAACAUCCUGCGAUUCCUCAAUCUGGGAGACAAGAAGCUCAAUCCAUUUGACAUCACGCAUCAGUUCACCCACCUCUUCUGGCUCGGUGAUUUGAACUACCGCGUUGAAUUCCCAUCGACAGAAGCUGAGUACAUUGUGACAAAGAUCAAACAGCAGCAGUACCAGGAACUCCUCAGCAAAGACCAGCUCAACAUGGAGAGGAACGAUGGAAAGGUCUUCUUGCAUUUCGACGAAGAGGAAAUCACGUUUGCACCCACGUAUCGCUUUGAAAGGGACACGCGAGAUAAGUAUGCCUACACAAAGGCCAAGGCCACAGGGACAAAAUACAAUUUGCCCUCGUGGUGCGAUCGUGUCCUACGGAAGUCGUACCCUCUCGUCCAUGUCGUCUGCCAAGCUUAUGGAUGUACCAAUGACAUCAUGACAAGUGACCACUCGCCGUUAUUUGCCACAUUUGAAGUCGGAGUAGCCUCACAGUUUGUCUCCAAGCAAGACCCGAACAGUGCACCUCAAGGCGGAAUACAGAUCAUGAACUGUGUGGCCACCUUGUUGACAAAGUCGAAGACCAAGUUCUUCAUUGAAUACCAUUCCAGCUGCUUGGAAAAAACAGUCAAGACGUUGGAGGGAGAGAACACAGAGCACUUGGACGGCUCGAUAAAAGUCUGGUUCGGCAACCAAGUGGAGCUCACCCCCAUCAUCUCGGAUCCAGAGUACCUGCUGGACCAACACAUCCUGAUCUGCGUGAAGUCGACGGACUGGGACGAGUCGUACGGGGAGGGUUGCGUUGCGCUACGAGCUGCCCAGUUCGCCUACACCGAGUUUCAGAUCACGCUGACUCACCACGGAGAAAGGACGGGCACUCUCACGGGUGGCAUCCAGUUACGCACCUCGGAGGGCACUCCCACCGAGAAGCUAUACGAUUUCAUUAAAGUCGAAAAGGAUGACGCUGUUGCUUCCAAAGGCAAAGGCAGCGACACAAACAGGUCUUCCGCCACCCAAGCUCAUGAUAUUUCCAACCCAAAUUAUGUCGGGAUGUCCUUUAAAAGUGGGCAUGUGGUGGAUAAAGGUUGGAGCUACAGCAUGCCACCAAAACACAUACCUACCGACAAGCAGGGCGGUUACGACGCGGGAAACACACGCAGUCCCGCGGGAAAGCCCAUGGCUGAGGAUGAAAAGCCGUCAGCGAUGUUCGACAAUCCGUUAUACGGUGCGAUGGGAAAAUCACGGGCCAAGGACCAAGACCACCCGCCGAAGGACCUCCUUGUGCCGCCAGAUCCAAACUUCCCCAGCUUCAAACCGGCAGAUAGCGACCCCGAUCGCCCCCCAGUGCCGACCCCGCGCCACCGCUCCUUCACCUGCUCCGAGACCAAACCCCCGCCGCCGACCUGCAUUCCCUCGCGGGCCUCGGCCCACAAGAAACCAGUGGUGCCGUCGCGCUCAGAGGGGGGGUUCGCGCCAGAACGUCCUCCUUUGCCUUCCAAGUCCCGGCCCGGCGUGCCGGAGCCCCAGAAUCCCAGAGACUACAGAGAGAGCGCCGAACUCCUCGGCAAACUCAGGCCGCCGGCGAGACCUGGCCAGCCGCCGCCUCCAAAAGACCUGCACGCUGACGUUCCAAAGGCCGGCCGUUCUGUGAAGUGAAGCAAAGCUGUAGUGACUGUGCAGCUACCUGCUCUGCAUUGUUGGAAACAUUAAAACCGAGGAUACCACUAGCUUAGCAUAGAAACCCGUAACAGUGGAGCAUAUAAAGCUCGUCCAUCACCAGUUCCUUCGGUUUUUAGUCCUGAUGCUAAGCUAAGCUAACUGUCCACUGGCUAUUAUUUCAUAUUCUUUGCCCUAACAUGAGCCUGGCCUCAGUCUUGUCGUUCAAUUCGUGGCAAGAAUGAAAAAUGGUGUGAAACUUUUCCCUUGAAGUUAUAUAAAAAAAGAGCAAAACAUUUAUAUUAUAGAAAGAUUGCAUUAAAACGUGGGUUUGGAAUCAAACUGCCCAUUCGAUAAACUUUACAUAUCAUGUGGAGAAUUACACUAUACAGUAGCUGACAAAUGUGUACCGCACAGUAUUAUCCUCCACAGACAUGAACAUGUCUACCAUGAAGAUGUACAAUAAAUUCUCAGGUGCUAACAAACAGCAACUGGAUUUGGUAGUUUCAGAUCUAUAUCACAAACUCAUCUCAACAGUCUGAGACAAGAUGUAGUUCUUCAUUGUUUGCUUCCAUCUGCUGUUGCAUAAAAGAACUGCAUGCAGUCCAUAUAUGAACCCCUAAAUAAUCUUAAUUCUCAUGUGGUUUGAUCAGUGUGUAAAUGUAAUCUGCACAUUCACAUAUUUGCUCAUGUGCACAAGCAAGGAGACAAGAGUUUCUUUGCCACUUCUCUUUUUCUUUAAAAUUGAAUAUAAUUUCUACAACUAUUGCAUAUUUGUUUCUAUCCUUAAUCCAAUUAUUGCACCUCCUGAGGAGAUGAAUAAAGAGGACGAUUACAUUUGCUGCAUA
This is a messenger RNA of Gasterosteus aculeatus aculeatus (three-spined stickleback), 4314 nucleotides long. RefSeq names its product inositol polyphosphate-5-phosphatase D (gene inpp5d). NCBI's taxonomy places the organism in Eukaryota, Metazoa, Chordata, Actinopteri, Perciformes, Gasterosteidae. The record is from RefSeq and is a predicted model, not a curated record. Gene Ontology annotation, cellular component: cytosol. Gene Ontology annotation, molecular function: phosphatase activity. Gene Ontology annotation, biological process: negative regulation of signal transduction; positive regulation of B cell differentiation; negative regulation of neutrophil differentiation.